UAUUUAGACAAAACAAAAAAUUAUUGUUUUAUAUAUUAUUUUUUCAAUUUUUUUUAAAUUAAAAUAAAAUUAUUUUAAUCACCAAAAAUGGAUUCAAAACAACAACAUAUUAUACGAUCGGUUAACUACAAUGAUGUCGAUUACUAUUAUAAAUAUCAAUCAAUUAUUGAAUUAUUGAUUGAAAAACUACAAUCAGAGCCAAUGAAACUCUAUAUGACUGACAGCAAUAAUGGUCGCCAAUGGACCAGAGGUCAGGUACUGGAGUCGGCCCUUAGAUUUGGCCAAUACUUGCGUACAGAUGAUUGUUGUCGACUGGAAACGGGAGAAACGGUAUGUUUUAUAACACAUAGCAAUGGCUUACACGGUAUAGCAGUGUUGGGCGUAUUGGCCGCCGGAGGUGUCUAUAGUUCCUUGCAUUUGACUUCAACUGAAAAUGAAAUAGAUAGUAUGAUUCAAACAAUUAAACCAAUUAUAUUAGUCGGUUGCCAACAAAAUAUGAAACUUUUAAAUACUAUUCAACAAAAAUACAAAUUUAUCAAGAUUAUUCUAGAUUUAGACAGUAUUAGUGAAUUAUUAGAAAAUAAACUACCAGUGCCGAUUACACCGACACCGACACCGACAACACCAGCAAACUUGGCUACACUAUUGAUGUCCAGCGGAACAACCGGUUGGCAAAAGGCAAUCAUUUGGACAAAUAGCCAAUGGUUAGCAUUUGCAGCUGUUAUGCAGCACAGGGAUGUUGUACCCCUGACCACGGAUGAUAUACUACUAUCCGAUAGCUUUUCGCACGGUAUGGGUUUGGUUUGUCUGUUUCAGACAAUAGUCAAUGGCUGCCAAUUGAUUGUACUGAACGAUAACGAUUGCCAAUCGCCUCAAUCGGUAUUUCGGUUAAUACAUGACUAUAGGGUUUCCGUUUAUUAUAUUCUACCGAAUCAAUUGCAAUUUCUGGCCAAACAUUUCCAUGAAUAUGAUAAACAAUAUUUGAAAUCAUUGGACAAUUUGAUAGUCAUCGGCGGUGAUAUAAAUCAACAAAUUUAUGAUAAGAUUAUAGAUGUUUACGGUUUUAAACAAUUUAGAAGAUGUUUCGGUAUGUCAGAAAUAGGUACAGCCACUAUGGAAUCGGCGUCUCAGUUGAAUAGUCUAACAAUUAAUAAUAGUACGGACAGUCCUAUCGGUAAAGUUGUUCCCGGAAUGGAAAUCAAAAUUAUUGACACCAAUAAUAGUGACAAUAGUUUACCGGCCAAUCAAACGGGACAGAUAUGUUUACGCGGACCAACUGUAACACCCGGCUAUUUUGGUAAUCCCGGUGCUACCAAUCAAUUGUUUACUAACGAUGGUUUCCUAUUGACCGGUGAUUUAGGAUAUUAUGAUCAAAACCAAUGCUUUUAUUUUGUCGACCGUCUAAAAGAUUUUAUGCUUUUUAAUGGCAGAAAACUAUCGCCAAAAGAGUUAGAGUGGAAACUAUUGGCACAUCCAUUGGUCGAUAGGGCAGCCGUUUUGGGCAUCGAUGACCAACUGUACGGACAGAUACCCCGGGCCUAUGUUACACUUAUAGCCGACUAUACCGUUACGGAUAAACAAGCGAUGGAAAUGGAUUUACAACAGUAUGUAAACCGUAGGGUUAAUGACUGUAAACAGCUAAGAGGUGGUGUCAAGAUUUUAGAUAAAAUGCCCAUGACCAGUUUAGGCAAAAUUAACAAGAUGAAAUUAAAAAUGAUUAAUUAAACAUUAAUUUUUAUAAAUAAUUAAUUAAUUAAUUAUUAUAAUUAC
Molecule: messenger RNA, 1770 nt
Organism: Oppia nitens
Lineage: Eukaryota; Metazoa; Arthropoda; Arachnida; Sarcoptiformes; Oppiidae
Product: luciferin 4-monooxygenase-like
Exons: 7
Coding region: 88-1725 (545 amino acids)
Biological process (GO): long-chain fatty acid metabolic process; fatty-acyl-CoA biosynthetic process
Molecular function (GO): long-chain fatty acid-CoA ligase activity
Source: RefSeq, a predicted model, not a curated record